UCGGGACAAACCAGAUUGUCACAUGACUGAAGAGCAUUUAUUACGCCACAGUUUCCACUAUAAUGUGCUCUGUGGGUCCAGUCAACUGUGUGGGAGUGACUAAAGUUACCUUGGUGUGUCAGCGGACUGGUUGAGAGGAGCUGGACUUCGAACAGAGCAGGAGAGUGUAAACUGUCAACUUGUCAAUGAGUUUACAGACUGUGUGUGUGUGUGUGUGUGUGUUGACAUGUGUGUACCCUCAGCAGUUCCACUGCCUGCUCUGUAGCUCUCCUCCUCAGCAGAAAGCAAUCUAUGGAUUUCCGCCAACUGUGCUCGUUUGAAACGUUCCUGCAGGUCUCCGGCCAGUACGGUUAUGAUGGGAGGCUGGAGGACGUGGUCGAGCAGGAGUUCGCUCGGAUCAAAGGAACCACCUACCUGGAUCAUGCAGGAGCCACCCUGUACCCCGAGUCUCUGCUCAGGAACUAUGGCCUGGACUUAUCAAGGAAUGUCUACGGGAACCCUCACAGCCAUAACCCCAGCAGCAGAUUGACACAUGACACCAUAGAGAGGGUCAGAUACAGGGUAUUGCAGCAUUUCAAUGCCACCCCCGAGGAGUACUCUGUGAUUUUCACUUCUGGUUGUACAGCCGCACUCAAAUUAGUGGCAGAGAGCUUUCCCUGGAGGCCGCAGACUGCGAGAGAAGCAGGGAGUCACUUCUGCUUCCUCAAUGACAGCCAUACCUCUGUAGUUGGCAUAAGAGGGUUGACUUCUGGCCGGGGGGUAGUUACCCUGCCUGUCUCCCCACAGGACGUGGUAGACAGGGCAAAGGACGAGCCUCGGGGUGAAGAUGACAUUUGCCAGACACCGCACCUUUUCUGCUACCCAGCACAGAGCAACUUCUCUGGGAGGAAGUAUCCCCUUAGCCACGUGAAAGGUAUCCAAGCAAGACGCCUCUACCCAGCGUGCGACCACCGAGGCCGCUGGUUUGUGCUCCUCGAUGCCGCCUCUCAUGUCGGCUGUUCCCCUCUAAACCUACAGGAGUGCCCCGCCGACUUCAUUCCCAUCUCCUUCUACAAGAUGUUUGGCUUCCCCACAGGUCUCGGGGCCCUGCUUGUCCGUAACGACGCAGCAGGCAUACUAACAAAGUCUUAUUUUGGAGGAGGCACAGCAGCAGCGUACCUUUCUGGAGAAGAUUAUUAUGUGCAUUCAGCAAACAUUUCUGACAGAUUUGAAGAUGGAACUGUCUCUUUCUUGGCCAUUGUUGCUCUGAAUCACAGCUUUGAAGCUCUCUACAAGAUCACAGGGGGCAUGCAUAACAUCCAACAGCACACGUUUGGCUUGGCCCGCUACACUUACAUGCUGCUGUCAAGUCUUUGCCAUGGCAACGGGCAACCGGUGGCUUGGAUUUACACCGAAGGCCAGUUUGAAUGUCCGAGCACACAGGGUGCAAUUUUAAACUUUAACCUAAUGGAUUCUCAUGGAUUGAUAAUUGGGUAUUCUAAGGUGGACAGAAUGGCCAGUCUGUACAACAUUCACGUGCGCACAGGCUGCUUCUGCAACACAGGGGCCUGUCAGUCCUUCCUCGGGAUCACCGAUCAGCAGAUGAGGAGAAACCUGCAGGCCGGCCACGUCUGUGGAGACGGCAUCGACCUGGUGGACAGCCAGCCGACCGGAUCGGUUCGCGUGUCCUUUGGUUACAUGUCAACAUUUGAAGACUGUCAAAAGUUCCUGAACUUUGUUGCUGAGUGCUUUGUGGAGAAACCGGUCACAGUGGACCAAAAGAAACUCGAAAAGCUAAAAACAACCACAGCGACAUCCCUGGGCUCAAAUGAAGAUCCGCCGACCAAAAUUUCUAAUGGAGAAAUAUAUAAAGGAGAUGAGAAGGAGCCCACAGAACCAUCACUGAAGGGAUUUGGACACAGAGACUCAGAAAGCCACGGGGAGGCUUAUACUCUCACCAGCAUCUACAUAUAUCCCAUCAAAUCAUGUGGAGCACAUGAGGUGCACGACUGGCCGGUGGGACCACAGGGUUUACUCUACGACAGAGGCUGGAUGGUUGUGAACGCAAACGGCGUGUUUCUGAGUCAGAAGAGAGAAACACGUUUAUGCCUAAUUCACCCACAAGUCCACAUGCCUUCAAACAAAUUGCUCCUGCAGGCUUCAGGAAUGAACACCAUUUCUGUUCCUUUGGAAAACAACACUCCAAAGCAGACAAGCCAUCAGGUGUGCCAGAGCAAAGUUUGUGGUGACAGGGUGGAGACUGUCGACUGUGGGGAUGAGGCUGCUUCGUGGCUUUCAGACUUUCUUGGACAGCCGUGCCGUCUGAUAAGACAAAGUCCUUAUUUCACCCGAGACAUGAAGAAGAGCCCGAGUGGAGCUGCCACCUCCACAUCCCUCUCCCUGGUGAAUGAAGCUCAAUAUCUCAUGAUCAACCGUGCCAGUGUGGAGCUCAUUGAGAAACAAAUGAGCCGCAGUCGGGACUAUUCUGAGGGCGAUCAGCUCCUUGACACACAGAAUGUCAUUAGCCGCUUCCGAGCCAAUUUAGUCAUCACUGGAGUCGAACCAUUUGAGGAAGAUAAUUGGUCACACUUGAUUAUUGGCAACACUCGAUUCGUGGUGGCAGGGCAGUGUGGAAGGUGCCAGAUGGUGGGAGUAGACCAGGAAACAGGGACCAAAACAAAAGAGCCGCUUAUGUCUCUGUCUGCUUACCGCAGAGGGAAGGUGACUUUUGGUGUGUACCUGACCCAUCAGCUACCCAAGGGCUCCCUCUCUGUUGGCUGCCUCAUACACCCUGAUCCCCUCACUUCGUGAAGAGGCCAUCUGCAUCAACAGCCUCUUUUAUUUAUUUUGGUGAUAUCUUUGGUCCUAACCACUCACGCCCUGAAACCCAUGUCAUACACUGUGUGGUAAAGUAGAUUUGAAGUAAUCAUUGCAUGACAAAAUUACAAUUUGGAUAUGUUGCUGUUAUUUGGGGCAAAAACAAGUUAGGCUUGAUGCUUUAAUCACAGUUCAUGUUAACCUCCCAGACAGCUCUUCCACUGUUUUCACCCUAGGAGGUUUAUAUUGCUAUUUAUUCCAAACACAACACCACUGUAGCUGCUGCCAGAAUUCAGAAACAUGUUGCUCGCUUUAAUGAAAAACCCCACCAGAAAUCCAGUGCUCGGUACGUACUCCCAAGUGGUGCUGAAUUGGACAUACUAUUUUAUACCAGGACAUGUAAUAAUUUGAAAAGAGUAGUAAGGUUAGGUUUGAUGGCCAGCAGAAAUUUUAUUCUCAGAGUAAUAUGCUCGAAUAUAAAGUGUAUAUGUGCUGUACUUAUCUGUCAAUGUCUGGUAGUAAAGCUGGUCCUAUGUUGCUCACCUAUGGUGGAGUUAAAGAAAGAGGUGGUUGCGCGGUAUCCCAAGGUUUUUCAAUUGUAUUUGUACAGCGACAAAUCAUAAUAUACAUUAUCUCAAGGCACUGUACAUAAAAGGUCAAGACCUUAAAAUUAAGGUUAAUUUAUUUAUUAAUUAAUUAACGUCUGAGUGUUUAAGUACGUGGUGGUCCAUUUUAGUACUUGUGUUUUGGGGACUUAAAUCUGUAAAGAAAAAGGUCAAAAAUGGGAAUCUUUUAUUUUCACUAUAAUUUCAUCCAAGUGACACACUGAGAGAAUGAAUGACUAUUCCUGAAUUUCAUAAACUUCCCGAAAUGAAACCAAAAAUGUCUUAAACCAAAAAGCUUGUCAAAUGGGGAUCAAAGGUCUACUUUGUGUCAGUAAAGGGGUCAGAGACACAUUAUGGAGACCCGUUAAGUCCCCAUAUUGUAAAUCAUUCAAUUUAAGGUUGAAGACAUUCAGAUUAAGGUUCAUGUGAGGGUUAGGGUUAGGCCUAGUAAUUUAGGUUAAGGUAAAUUAAGGUUAAUCUCCAAGCAAUCAAUGCAAGUCAAUGCAAGGUUCUCUAAAGUCAUGACUGUGAUGGUUUGUGUGCAUGUGUGUGUGUUUGUGUGUGACAAUAUUUAAAGCCCUUACAAACAAAAGUUGAAUUAAAUUUAGAUAGAUGACAAAUUUUGGAACUGCCCAUGUAAAGUGUCUUGAUGAUGGCGAUGGGCACCGUCAAUUCAUUCCAGAAUAUUUCAGUUUGGUUGAGAUCUGGUGACUUCAUAGGCCAGCGGAAAUGAUUCACAUAAUUUCAACCCUGGUCCCCUCCUUCAUUGACGCAUUCACUCUGGUUCUGCCUUCAGUAUGUCACUCAUCUCUACCUCCUACUGGUGCACAGUCUGUACAGCAGUGUGUUCACUCUGGCAGUGACUGUGAAGCUUUCAAUUUAUUUAAUCUGCACUGUUUUGUUUAAAAACAGACAAUUACGUGUGAAAUAAUUUAAUUGAUCAAAGAAUAUUUAAAAUGGCUGUAUAAGUAUGUCACGUACUGUGUAUGACCAUAUAUAAUGUCACAGUGUAAUUUGUAUAUUGAAGAAUGUUUUUUAAUCGCAUUGUAAGAUACAUUUUGUGUCAAGUGACUUUCAGUGCCAUACCAGCACAAAGAAUGUGUCAGAUUUAAUCAUAAACCGUAAAUAAACAUUGGUGACACAUCUUCA
Pleuronectes platessa (European plaice) is the source of this 4550-nucleotide messenger RNA. RefSeq names its product molybdenum cofactor sulfurase (gene mocos). The record is from RefSeq and is a predicted model, not a curated record. The transcript has 15 exons. The coding region runs from base 292 to 2790 and encodes 832 amino acids. Gene Ontology annotation, molecular function: molybdenum ion binding; pyridoxal phosphate binding; molybdenum cofactor sulfurtransferase activity. Gene Ontology annotation, biological process: Mo-molybdopterin cofactor biosynthetic process. NCBI's taxonomy places the organism in Eukaryota, Metazoa, Chordata, Actinopteri, Pleuronectiformes, Pleuronectidae.